Danaus chrysippus (African queen) is the source of this 1767-nucleotide messenger RNA. Lineage: Eukaryota; Metazoa; Arthropoda; Insecta; Lepidoptera; Nymphalidae. The record is from the annotation of a GenBank genome assembly.
AUGGCGUCAUCCAGUAAACUUCCUGGAACUGGGUUGGAAGAUGUCGGAGUGCCAGGACAAACGUUUCUUCGAGACGCUCUCACAAGUUGCACGGACCCUUUGAAAGCUAUUGAAGAAUUUCAAUUGGAGAAUGGAAUUUUAUUACCAUCCUUACGGCCUAUGCUUCCUCUACUAGAUCUUCACGGUGUUCGGAGGCUAGACUUUCAUACAUCAGUACUGGAAGAAUUAAGAGACAAACUUAUAGCUCACAUUAAUGAAAUGGGCGGCAAAGAUAGGUUAAAGGAACACGAAAAGAAACUGAAAGAAUUGUUGAAUAAAAGCUUUCCUGUCGUGAAAGUUAAAGCUUUACGGCCAGUUAUAAUGAGUAUUUUAAAAAAUACUCCACAUAUAGAUGAUAAAUAUUUACGAGUCUUGGUUAGAGACAGAGACCUUUACAAUGACACAGACACUGAAGUUAAAAGACAGAUUUGGCAAGACAAUCAAUCUUUGUUUGGUGAUGAAGUAUCUCCAUUACUGAGUCAGUAUAUAAGAGAAAAGGAAAAUAUACUAUUUGAUUAUGAGAAUCUUGGAAACUUAUUUUUCUCACCCUCACCGAAAGUGAGGCGGCAAGGAGCUGUUGUGCAAAAACUAGCACAUAUGGUUGGAACUAGUAUAAAACUAUAUGACAUGGUUUUACAGUUUCUUCGCACUCUAUUUCUAAGAACAAGAAAUGUCCAUUACUGUACAUUGAGAGCAGAACUCUUAAUGGCGCUUCAUGAUGUGGAAGUCCAUGAAAUUAUAUCCGUAGAUCCCUGCCAUAAAUUCACUUGGUGUUUGGAUGCAUGCAUUAGAGAAAGAAAUGUUGAUAUUAAAAGAUCUAGAGAAUUACAAGGAUUUCUUGACAAUGUUAAGAAGGGCCAUGAACAAGUAUUGGGAGAUUUAUCCAUGACUCUAUGCGAUCCAUAUGCUGUCAACUUUCUAGCUACAUCUGCAAUAAAAAUCUUGCAACAUUUGAUCAACACCGAAGGCCUACCAAGAGACAACACAAUAUUGAUUCUGUUAUUAAGAAUGUUAGCAUUGGGCUUAAGCGCCUGGGAAAUAAUUGAUACCCAAAACUUUAAGGAGCCUAAACUUGAUAGUCAAGUUGUUACGAAAUAUCUACCGGCGAUGAUGUCUCUUAUGGUAGACGACCAAGUGAGAGCAUUACAUAAUAAACUACCACCAGAUGAGAGAGAAUCUGCUAUAACGACCAUAGAACAUUCCGGACCACCACCCGAUGCUUGUGAGGCCUACAUGAGGGAAAGUUCAGUAUGUGGUGUACUUGCAAUGUAUUACACACUCCACGCAGCCAAAUCCCGAGAUAGAAUAGCUAUAUUGAGAAUAUUAAGCAUACUUGGAAGCUGCAAAGAUGGUAGAGCAUAUGAAGAUCCAUUUUUACAUGCGCUUGUGGCUCUUUUAAUACAAUUACCGGACGAAUUCCAAGGUGAAGAUUUCAGUACCGUUCUGUUUGAUGAGUUCUUCUUCGCUGGACUCUCGAAAGACAAUGUCACAAGACAUUUAUUGAAACUGCUAUGGUAUAUACAUCCGAAAUUGCCGGAAACCAGAAUACAUACAUUAAUGAAAGCUCUGCAGCCUGGGACACAGCACAAUGAGUCUGUGCAUAAAAUGUAUGAAGCAAUGCAACAGAAAAUGAAUGCACAAGCCGAACCUGUGCCCACAACUAGCGAAAUGGAAUAUCUCGACUCACCUUUAAUGAGUGUUCCUACACCCGCGCCUUAUCACAUGUAG